Molecule: messenger RNA, 573 nt
Organism: Chenopodium quinoa (quinoa)
Lineage: Eukaryota; Viridiplantae; Streptophyta; Magnoliopsida; Caryophyllales; Amaranthaceae
Product: phospholipase A1-IIdelta-like
Exons: 2
Coding region: 1-573 (190 amino acids)
Molecular function (GO): glycerophospholipid phospholipase A1 activity
Source: RefSeq, a predicted model, not a curated record
AUGGCCGAAGAAGAAUUAGGACUUUCAGAAUGUGGCCCAACAUGGCACAACCUUCUAGGGUCCAAAAACUGGGAAGACCUUCUAGACCCACUCAAUGAUGAUCUCCGUCGUCUGAUCAUCCGGUGUGGUGACUUCUGCCAAGUCACCUACGACACCUUCAUCAACGAUCCUAACUCUGCCUACUGUGGCUGCAGCCGCUACGCCAUGUCAAACCUCCUCUGCAAGACUGGCUUCCCAGGUGGUGGGCAGAAAUAUGAUGUUGUUGGCUUCCUUUAUACCACAGCUCGGAUUAGUGUUCCUGAGGCCUCUCUUCUAAAGUCGUUGUCACGUGAGAGGUGGGAUAGGGAGUCAAACUGGAUGGGAUAUAUUGCAGUUUCUAAUGAUGAGGUGAGUAGGGAAAUGGGGAGGAGAGAGAUUUAUGUGGCGUGGAGAGGAACUACCAGAAGUUACGAGUGGAUUGAUGUUCUUGGAGCUAAGCUGCAAUCUGCCAAGCCCCUCCUACGGGAAGGAGCUCUUGAUUCAGUUGUUAAUGACAGACUAACACUGUCAGACUGUUUACAGAGAUAUUCAUGA